AUGUCGGUUAAUUCUGGGGUUUGCUUUAGUUGUGGCCAACAGGGCUACAGGGAUAAAGAAUGUUUGAAUCGGGGAGCAGGCACCGGUAGUGGCAGAGGGUUACAGCAGAGGCCGCCACGGUCGGCUACAACUCAGUCAGAUUUUAGACCACCGCCACCACCACAGCCUGCUAUAUCUUCUCAGGGUUCACUGCCAGCUAAGAGAGAUACUCCUACUAUGUCAAUGCAGCAGUUAGUUGGGAUUUCAGUGUCUUUGAGCAGAGUUUUGAGGGAUUGUUCCAUCGUGAUAGCUGUACGGAAUUUUAUGUUUGAUCUAUUCCUCUUUGAGAUGACUGGCUUUGAUGUCAUUCACGGGAUGGAUUGGUUUGCUUCAUUUCAUGCCACAAUUGAUUGUUUCGGAGGAAGAGUCACAGUUUGCACUCCCGAGGGGGAUUGUUUCUUUUACGUGGGAGAUCGGAGUGAUUCCCAUACUCUAUCAUUGUACAAGAUUCGUAGACGAGGUCGUGGUAACUACUUCUUGGCUAGUCUUUUAGCCGAAGAAGAUGGUGUUGCAGAAGGGGUUUAUUCGGCAGUUGAUGGUAAAGUUGUGGCUUAUAGGUCUCAACAGUUGAAGACUCAUGAGUACAUGCAACUAUCCUACUCAUGA
Molecule: messenger RNA, 645 nt
Organism: Cornus florida
Lineage: Eukaryota; Viridiplantae; Streptophyta; Magnoliopsida; Cornales; Cornaceae
Exons: 3
Coding region: 1-645 (214 amino acids)
Molecular function (GO): zinc ion binding; nucleic acid binding
Source: RefSeq, a predicted model, not a curated record